CACACUCAAAGAAAUCAUAUCUUUGUGCACAAUGACGAUGAAGUUCGAAAUGGAAGUAAUCUCCAAAGAAAUCAUCAAACCUUCGUCUCCAACGCCUCAUCAUCUUCGACGUUACCAGCUUUCUUUUCUCGACCAAGUCUCUCCAUUAGUCUACAAUCCUCUCGUCCUCUUUUACUCUCAUAAUAUUUGUACGAACCCUAAACAGGAUUUUUCCGACAUCACCACUAUUUCCGACCACCUCAAAAGAUCAUUGUCACAUGUUCUAAGUCAUUACUACCCUCUCGCUGGGCGACUCAUGGACAAUACCUUCAUAGACUGCAACGACGAGGGAGUUCCAUACUCAGAAACCAGAGUGAAGGGCCAGCUUUUGGAUUUUAUUCAAAACCCUAAUCCUUCUGAACUUAACUACUUGCUUCCAUUUCAACUUGACAAGGUUACUAAGAUAACCUUCGGCGUCCAGGUCAAUGUUUUUGAGUGUGGUGGGAUUGCGAUUGGUGCUUGUCUUUCUCAUCAGAUGGCAGACGCUUUGUCGUUUUUCACGUUUCUCAAUCGUUGGGCUUCUGUUGCUAGUGGCAGCGGACAAGCUGAUGAGUUCACAAGCUAUCCAGCAAGUGAUAGGUUUGUGUCGGCUAAUCUCUUCCCACCGAAAAACACACCAGGGUUCGAUCCUAGGUCUGGGAUCGUAAACGACAACAUCAUCUCCAAAAGGUUUGUGUUUGAUGCUUCAGUUAUUGAAGCCCUCAAGACAAAAUAUGCUCAAAACGACGAUGAUAAGCUCCCCUCAAGAGUAGAAGCCUUAUCAGCUUUCAUAUGGAGUCGUUACGUGGCAGCGACACAAGACCCACAUGGCACACAAAAAACCUAUGCUGUCGUUCAUACGGUCAACCUCCGUCCGAGGAUGGAACCACCGUUACCUCCGGAUUCAUUCGGAAAUUAUUACCGUUUUACAAUGACGUUUAUUCCAACGUUAGAGAAUGAAGAGGAAUGUAACUAUGGAAUUUUGUUUGUAAAACAGGUAAGGGAGCAAAUGAAGAAGAUUGACAAGGACUAUGUGAGAAGAAUCCAGGAAGGAACAAAUGAACACUUGGAUUUCCUUAAGGAUAUUUCUAACAGAGUGCUUGUGAAGAGAGAGAUGGUUUCAUUUAACUUCACAAGUUUGUGUAGGCUUCCUCUGUACGAUGCUGAUUUUGGUUGGGGAAAACCUACGUGGGUAGGUUCCCCUGCGUUGACUUUUAAGAAUUUGGUUGUGUUUAUCGACACCAAGAAUGGUGGUGGCAUUGAGGUUUACAUUGGCUUGACGGUGGAAGACAUGGCCAAGUUCGAAGCUGACAAGGAGUUGUUCGCAUGUGUUAAUAAAUUAGAUGGCUGAUCCAUGCAUCUCGAUCUGCGGAAAGGUUUCGAGCCAAGGAUAUGACAAGUGAUGAGAGAAAUAUAUAUUGUAGAAUAUAGAUAGUGUUGUGAAGUAAAUAACUAAAUCGUAAAUCCGAUUGUUGAGAUGUCCAAUAUUGAUGUCUUUAAUUUAUAUCUAUGCUGGUAUGGUCAAGAGUAGUAGUAGAAUAUGACCAGUGAAGAGAGGCCUAUGUAUGUCUGAGUCUCUGAGAUGUCCUGUAUUAAUCAAUAUUAGAUACCAGAAUAUAUGAGGAGCAAGAGUAGCAGUGGGCUUGGGAAUCCUCAUGUUGUGUAAGUUCCUCCUAAAAAAGAACUAUCAUGUAUACAAUGCAUACAUAUUUGGUA
Prosopis cineraria is the source of this 1734-nucleotide messenger RNA. RefSeq names its product stemmadenine O-acetyltransferase-like. The coding region runs from base 32 to 1369 and encodes 445 amino acids. The transcript is spliced from 2 exons. NCBI's taxonomy places the organism in Eukaryota, Viridiplantae, Streptophyta, Magnoliopsida, Fabales, Fabaceae. The record is from RefSeq and is a predicted model, not a curated record.